AUGCGACCACGCAAGCUGGAUGCCAAAGAACGCGAUUUUAUUGGCAAACGAGCAAAUGAGAUAGGUCCCUUAGGAACAUUUCGCGAGCUCGUGGAAGCUGCUGAUGAAAAAAUGCUCGCAGCAAAUUCAACUGGUGGAGUAUUAAAACCAAUGAAAGAACAAAAUCAAUUAUUGAUUUAUACAAUAAUGUUCAAGGAUGGUAUUGAUGGAAAUAAUAAUGUUCCACUAGCACACGCUAUAUUAACAGAUCAUACAGUCCCGGGUAUCGGUUAUUUUCUUGGCAAUGUAAUUCAUAGUGUCAAUCAAGUGACAACAAAGAAAAAAGUACGUCCACCUUCAUUUAUCGUUAUUGAUUUUUCUGCUGCUCUUAUGAAUGCCGCUCUUCAACAAUUCAAUAUUGAAACUAUUAACAAACAUCUCAAACGAUGCUGGAAUGUUAUACGUGGCAAAUAUAGUGCUGAAAUAAUUCGAUCAUUAUCUUUUAUUCAUUUGUGCUGUUGUCAUGUUAUGCAUGCUGUGGCAAGAAGUCUGAAUGCUGAAAAAAUUGAAAAGAAAACGCGAGAAGCUGUGUUAUAUAUAUUCGCUUAUAUGUUAUGUAGCAAUGAUAUCAAUCAGUUAUAUGACACAUUGGAAUUAGUGAUUGAUAUAUUUGGUGAUCCAAAUGAACAGAACGCAAAAAAGAAACUUGAUCGAAUAUGUUCUCUUAAAUUGAACGUUGAUGAAGAAAAUUGUAUCUUUACGUUUAGUGAAUCGGAAAACACUACAACUGCUUCUUCAUCAAGCAAAUCGGGAUCAUCUUCUAAAACUUCAAGCGAGAAAAUUUCAAUCAAUCAACAACGACACUCAAAUGAAAUCUUGUGUUCACGGUCUGAUUGUCCCCAAAAGGAACGCAAGUGCACAUCAACUGAAUUGGAUAUUUUUUCAAAUGACGAGUGCAUUGACAAAUUUGAGAUUGAAACUGAGGGAGUGUGUUCAACAAUGGUGAAACGCCCAGAAGAAAUGAAUGAAGCUGAAGCACUUCAAAAGAAAUACAGAGAUGGUCGCGUGCCACUUUUCAAUUGUGAAACAAACACAAAUGAAUACGAACGUGGCUGGUUAUGUAAUGCUAGAAAUAUUCAAACAUCACCUAUAUUUGAUUAUGGCCAUCCUCCCAUAAUUAUUGUAAGUAUUAAACCAUUUUCAAGAAGAAUUAAUGAAGGCUAUGAACCAAAUGAAGUCCGACUUCGUGAUCUUAAAGAUACCAUCAGAAUCAGUUCUAUUAAACGUAUUAUCUUAAAACAAGCACCACCACCAUCAUCACCACCACCAUCAUCACCACCACCACCAUCACCACCACCACCAUCACCACCACUACUAAUGAAAUAG
Messenger RNA from Rotaria sordida, 1365 nucleotides. The record is from the annotation of a GenBank genome assembly. NCBI's taxonomy places the organism in Eukaryota, Metazoa, Rotifera, Eurotatoria, Philodinida, Philodinidae.